AUGGAGCCUACUAUCUUCUUUGGGUUAUUCACCCUUUUCACUAUAUACAGCCUUUGGUAUCCCAUCCCGUUAACAACGAUAAACCCACGUUUUCCACUGCCUGCUAGAAUUGCUGGAACUAUUCAGUUAACAGCGACGACAAAUUCCGCGGUCUCCAUGUUUCGAAAUGUCAUGUGGCCAGAUUUGAAUCCACGUCCUCCCUCAAAUGAAUCUCUGCCGAAUAACAUCACCCCUUUAAUCAACGAUCAGCUGCAAGAGUUCCUUGAUAAAUGGGAUUACAAACUUGAGAAACACAUCACAGAAAAUGCAGAGCGUCCGGUUUCUACAGUCACAUCAUAUUCUACUCCGACACCCACCUUGCAAGCUAUGAUGGCCAACAUCAUAGAGCCACAAUCUUACCCAGAUCCUCUGGAUUAUAACAGUUGGGUUGGGUACACAUUCUAUCAGUUCGCAGAGAAAGAAGUGAGACGCAAUCCUAAUAUGUACACCUUGGCUGCUAUUUUCAUACUGGUAAACUAUUGGCUUGUGCGAUCUGCGCGAAGGUCCGAAGUCCGUGAGGAGCUCGAAGCAGUGAAGGAAGUGCCCAUUGACAAGAUAAAGGAAUUGCGUGAUGAACUUAUUGCUCACAAUGCUCGAUUACAUUUGGUCGAAGUCAAGGUCGAGGGUCUUGCUUUGGCUGAUGACCAGCGUCGGUUUUCGAGGACUGCUUCUAGGCAGAUUCCACAGGUGGGCGAAUCUGAGCAGGCCUCAACGGAGGCCCAGACAUCACCAGGCAUAUUACCGGCCAGCCAGCCAGGAAAACCCGAAUUUGAUUCUCUUCAAGAGCAACUAACAGAAAUGAGACAAGACCUUGUUUCUUUGAAAAGCAACUCGGAAACACGCUCAGAACACCUUUCGGAAAACAUUGCUUCCGUUAUGAGCACAAUUAAAGAGUUGCAAAAGGAAUCUGAGUCUACUUCGCGGACCAGAAUAAUGAACGAUGCGGUCUCAGUCAAAAAGAGCGUAUUCGAAGACCUUAAAUCAGAACUGACGCCUCUUAGUGACCGGAUAUCUGAUAUUGAGGCCUAUUCUUCUUCAUCACGAGGGGAACUGGGAAGAUUUGCUAUCCAGGUAUCGCAGAUCAUGGAAAGUAUAAACGUUCUAAGAAGGGAAUUUGAAAAGGUCAAGCGCAAACUUUCGGCUGAGUUAGCUUCAAUAAAAACCGAAAUAUCCAGGGAACACAAGUUAGAGCUUGAUGCUGUUGAAAAGCAGAUAAUCGAGUUGAGGCAAACAGCUUGUUUAUCAAGAGAUGAAUUGGAUGAUCACCUUUCACAGCGGAUAUCUUCGAUAAUGGGCAUAAUCAACGAAGCGAAAGAAGAUUCCGCAAGCGGUGUUCCUAUCGACUCCGUCAAAAAGGAAAUGGCUAGUCUUAAGUCUUCCUUGAAGGUUGUUGAGCAUGCAAUGAAAGAAAUAGGAGACGAAACAAAGAACCAAGAUGUACACCAUCUCCGAGUUUCUCUAGAGGCUUUACAGGCAGAAAGUACUAGGUCGUUGCAAGAAUUAUCCAGCCGUUUGGAUAUGGCGAUGCAAGACAUACAAGUGGAACCAUGGAGAGUUAAACAUCAACAGUUUGACCAAUGGAUUGCUAUGGUUGAAAGUAAGCUUCAGGGGUUGGAACACCGUUCGCUAACUGAAAGCAAUCUACUCCCCGUUCUAUCACAAUUGGAGGCGUUGAAUACUAAAGUUGAUCUUAAUGAUUCUUUGUUCAAAAGAGUUGAAGAUGAAUGUGCCACGAAGUUCGAGCAGAAGUCUCUUUAUGCGGAUGUUAAACAUCUCGAAGGACGAGUGAAUCAGUUAGAAUCUAUUCCUCAGAAAGAUCCGUCAAGCACUAUGAAGGAGGAGCAUGUCAUUAAACUGAGGGAUCUGGGCAAAAGUUGUGUGGAUCUCAGGUCAGAAAUCGGUGAAAUCAAAGAUACCCUCACUACAUUAAUAUCGGAUGAGAUUCCCAAACAUCGCUCGGAAACCCUCGAUAAGCUUACCGAAUCUGUUCGACUAAGUACAUCUCAAAUUGAGAAAGAUAUCGAGGCUCGUUAUGCUCAUAAGGAGGAUGUACUCAAGUGUUUAAAUUCUCUUCAACUAGAUGGGAAAAAGCCUAUUGACCUGCAGCGCCUGAAGAAGGAUCUUUCUGAGAUUGAAAAUUACGCAUACGCCACUCAAAAUAACUUGAAUCUAGCAAUUGAAAGAAUAACUGACAAUGAGCAGCAUAUUGAAACUUUACGCGAGGGCAACGCUACCAACUACAAAGAUAUUCGCCGAUGUUUAGACAAGCUAGGGAUAUCUGGUACCAUCGUGCCUCUCAGUGCACCUAUUAAGCCAAAACCAGUCCCCGGAGAAUCGAAGCCACCCGUCCACAUUGACUUAUCUGUGGGGAAAAAGUUCAACUCACAGGUCUCGUCCAGUUCACUAGAUCGAGGUGAUAAGAAUAUCAGUCGGUUUGACCCAAGGUACAAGGGAGACGACAAACCUGUUGGUUCUGAUAUCGAAUCUAACCUGUCUAAACGUUCUGAGCCCUUGAAAAAAACAAGUCAAGGCAAGAAUAUCAGUCGGUAUGACCCAAGAUACCAGGGCAGUGACAAGUUUAGAAAAUCUUUUCCCGAGCCAGGAUCUUCAGAAGCAUCUAAAGCAGAAGGAAAGCUGAAUCUCACGGCGGACUCGUUCGUGGAGCGCCCAAAGAGUAGUGGGGAUAGGAGUCGGGCGUCAAGAGCCAGUGUUGCCCAGUCAGAGUUUGCAGGAAAGGAAAAGACUGAAGUCGAAAUGACGACGGCAAAAGAGAAGCCUGAAGAGGGUGAAGAUGCUAUAAAAUCUUUGGUCGAAAUCACGUCGCGCCAGGAGCAGCAAUCAGAGAGAGAGGAAAAAGAUGUAGACUCCAUGUCUGUCUCAGACGAUAAUGGCGACGAUGCUCCUGAUACUUCUGCUGAACCAGUUUCUAGCAAAUCACCGGAGAUUGCAGCUACAACCGAGUCUGAAGAUAAAAUGGAAAUGUGA
This is a messenger RNA of Trichophyton benhamiae CBS 112371, 3024 nucleotides long. RefSeq lists its product as uncharacterized. NCBI's taxonomy places the organism in Eukaryota, Fungi, Ascomycota, Eurotiomycetes, Onygenales, Arthrodermataceae. The record is from RefSeq and is a predicted model, not a curated record. The transcript has a single exon. The coding region runs from base 1 to 3024 and encodes 1007 amino acids.